Brachypodium distachyon (stiff brome) is the source of this 1090-nucleotide messenger RNA. Its product is annotated as probable F-box protein At5g04010. Gene Ontology annotation, cellular component: SCF ubiquitin ligase complex. Gene Ontology annotation, biological process: SCF-dependent proteasomal ubiquitin-dependent protein catabolic process; gibberellic acid mediated signaling pathway. Lineage: Eukaryota; Viridiplantae; Streptophyta; Magnoliopsida; Poales; Poaceae. The record is from RefSeq and is a predicted model, not a curated record. The transcript has a single exon. Gene Ontology annotation, molecular function: protein binding. The coding region runs from base 149 to 982 and encodes 277 amino acids.
CAGCGCCUUCCUCCAAUAGCAAACUCGCUCUUUCUUUCCAUCCCCCUCGGCCCUCGCCGUCCUCGUCGCCUCCCCCAAACACCUUCACGCGCGCGCGUACUCAACUCACCUGCAACGGAUAGACACGACGUACAGCACCAACAAACAAAUGCGCACAAUGGCGGCACGGCGGGCGGCGCCGUCGGCGACCCAGGGGCCGCCGUGGGAAGCGCUUCCCCUGGUGGCCGCCUUCCUCGACGACGCGGUGUCCCUCGCGGCGGCCUCCUGCGUGUCCACCUCCUGGCACGCCGCCUUCGCCGCCGACCACCUCUGGGCGCGCCUCUGUCGCUCCCACUACCCGUCCGCCAUCGCCCUCCUGCAAACCGACAACAAUGGCAUCAUUAACGGCACCGGCGACCCACGCUCACGCUCCUCCCCGCACCGCCGCCUCUUCGCGCUGUUCCACGCUGCCGCCUCCUCCCGCCGCCGCCCGCUCCCAGCGCCCCGCCUCGCGCUCGCCGACGUCACCUUCGCCAUCGACCUCUUCACAUCGAGCGGGAACAGCAUCCUCUCCUUCGCCGUUGCCGCCUGCGACGCCGGGGCUAACAAGGGCGUGUUCCAGUUCGGGGUGGACGUGAGUGGCCGGAACGCGGUGGCGGGUCCGGGGGAGCAGCAUUGGAGCGUCCGCUGGACGGCCGUGCGGACGCGGCUCGGAGACGGGCUUGCUGCGCCUGCGCUGCCUGCGGCGGCAAUCGUGAUGAUGGAGGCGAAGGUGCCAUCGUCAAGGGCCGGGGAGCUCGGCGGCGGAGAGAAGGGGGAGGCGUGGGCGUCGGAGAAGCUGCCCGCGCCUGGGUGCGGCGGCGCGAGGAUGGAGGCGGAGGUGGUGGUGGAGGUGAGCGGGGAGGAGAGGCGGGUGGAGACGGUGCGGUUCGGGGUGUUGCUGGAUUGUAGGUACGUCAGCGUCGACGAGGGGCUCAGAUACUUGCAGCAUUUCCUCUUGUAAUAUUGCAGCAUUUCCUCUUGUAAUAUUGCAGCAUUUCCUCUCUUGUACUGCAAAUCAUGUACAGUACUGCAAUGUUUUAUUUCACCGGUACACCAGUUGUGGACAAAA